AUGAUGCAGAGCGCAGCUGUCCCCGCGGAGGGGGCUGUCAAGGGGCUCCCGGAGAUGCUUGGUGUGCCGAUGCAACAGAUCCCCCAGUGUGCUGGCUGCAACCAGCACAUCCUGGACAAGUUUAUCCUCAAGGUCCUGGACAGACACUGGCACAGCUCCUGUCUCAAGUGUGCGGACUGCCAGAUGCAGCUGGCUGACCGGUGCUUCUCCAGGGCUGGCAGCGUCUACUGCAAGGAGGAUUUCUUCAAGCGCUUCGGCACAAAAUGCACAGCCUGCCAGCAGGGCAUCCCCCCGACCCAGGUGGUCCGCAAGGCACAGGACUUCGUCUACCAUCUGCACUGCUUCGCCUGCAUCAUCUGUAACCGGCAGCUGGCCACGGGGGACGAGUUCUACCUCAUGGAGGACGGGCGACUGGUGUGCAAGGAGGACUACGAGACAGCCAAGCAGAAUGAUGACUCAGAGGCUGGAGCUAAGCGGCCCCGGACCACCAUCACAGCAAAGCAGCUGGAGACGUUGAAGAACGCCUAUAAGAACUCCCCUAAGCCCGCCCGGCAUGUGAGGGAGCAGCUGUCCUCGGAGACAGGCCUGGACAUGAGGGUUGUACAGGUUUGGUUUCAGAACAGAAGGGCCAAGGAGAAGCGACUGAAGAAGGACGCGGGGCGGCACCGCUGGGGGCAGUUCUACAAGAGCGUCAAGAGGAGCCGGGGAGGCAGCAAGCAGGAGAAGGAGAGCUCCACGGAGGACUGUGGGGUUAGUGACAGUGAGCUGAGCUUCCGAGAGGAUCAGAUUCUCUCAGAACUUGGCCACACCAAUAGGAUUUAUGGCAACGUGGGGGACGUUUCAGGCGGACAGUUAAUGAAUGGGAGCUUCUCCAUGGACGGGACAGGACAAUCCUAUCAGGACUUGAGGGAUGGGAGCCCCUAUGGAAUCCCCCAGUCUCCAUCCUCCAUCUCGUCCCUGCCAUCCCACGCUCCUUUGCUCAAUGGGCUGGAUUACACGGUGGACAGUAACUUGGGCAUCAUUGCGCACGCAGGGCAGGGAGUAAGCCAGACGCUGAGAGCCAUGGCUGGGGGACCCACCUCUGACAUCUCCACAGGAAGCAGUGUAGGCUAUCCCGACUUUCCGACUAGCCCGGCCUCUUGGCUCGAUGAAAUGGAUCAUCCUCCUUUUUAA
Dama dama (fallow deer) is the source of this 1173-nucleotide messenger RNA. RefSeq names its product LIM homeobox 4 (gene LHX4). The record is from RefSeq and is a predicted model, not a curated record. Gene Ontology annotation, biological process: neuron differentiation; regulation of transcription by RNA polymerase II. The coding region runs from base 1 to 1173 and encodes 390 amino acids. NCBI's taxonomy places the organism in Eukaryota, Metazoa, Chordata, Mammalia, Artiodactyla, Cervidae. The transcript has 6 exons. Gene Ontology annotation, cellular component: nucleus. Gene Ontology annotation, molecular function: DNA-binding transcription factor activity, RNA polymerase II-specific; RNA polymerase II transcription regulatory region sequence-specific DNA binding.